Dermatophagoides pteronyssinus (European house dust mite) is the source of this 4466-nucleotide messenger RNA. RefSeq names its product ATP-binding cassette sub-family C member 4-like. Gene Ontology annotation, biological process: transmembrane transport. The record is from RefSeq and is a predicted model, not a curated record. Gene Ontology annotation, cellular component: membrane. Lineage: Eukaryota; Metazoa; Arthropoda; Arachnida; Sarcoptiformes; Pyroglyphidae. Gene Ontology annotation, molecular function: ABC-type transporter activity; ATP binding; ATP hydrolysis activity.
UUGUUUGUUUUUAUUGAUCCACUUUAAAAAACUAUACAGUUUUUGUUGAUAUUUUUUUUAAAUUGUGAAAUUUUCUAAAUGUUGUUGUUGUUUUUGAAAAGAUGACUAAUUUUUCUAAAAAUCAAUAUGAUUUAAAUCAAAAUAUUACCGAAAAUAACAACAACGAUAAUCAUCAUCAUGAUGAACAAGGAACGAUAAGAUUUCGUUCGAACGAUGCAUUCGAUUGUGUUGAUCUGAAUGAUGAUGUCGUGGAAAAAAUCAACCAUAAGAAUGAUGAUAAUGAUAAUUGUUGUUGUUUUGUAAAACGAAAACCACAUGCAUUUGAUCGUUCCAAUAUAAUUAGUAAAUUAUAUUGUCUUUAUGCAUUUGGUUUUCUUUGGAAAAAUCAUAAUAAUGAUUUUGAUAUUGAUUCAUUUGAUAAUUGUGCCCGUGAUGAUGAAUGUCAACAACUUGGUGAUCGUUUACAAAAACGUUGGAAUCGAGAACUUGAUCGUAAAGACAAAUCAAAAAUCAGUCUAUUACGUGCUUUAUUGAUGAGUUUUGGAUGGCGACAUAUACGGGAUCUAUUUCUUAAUGUUUUCAUUUAUGGAUUUUUACGAAUGAUUUUGCCGGUAAUUUUAGGACGAUUCAUUUAUUUUGCAAAUCUUUAUCGUGAACAAUUACUUUCUUCAAAUAUUGAUUCAAUUGACAAUGACAAUGACAGUAAUUCAUCAUCAAUAAUGUUGUCUAUUCAACAAAAUUCAAUUCGUAACAAUCAACAAGGAUUAGAAUGGCUUAAUAAUUUGACCAUAUCAACAACUGAUCAUCAUUUAAAUGCAUUAUUCUAUGCUGGAAUGUUAUCAUUAGUAAUUUUAAUGAAUUUUAUUGUAAGUCAUCCAUAUUUUAUGAGUAAUUUUCGUUUGGGUUUGAAUAUACGUGUUGCAUUAACGAAAUUAAUCUAUGAUAAAUCAUUACGUAUAAGUCAAUCAGCAAUUCAACGUAUUACUAUUGGUAAAAUUGUAAAUCUAAUUUCAGCCGAUGCUAGUCGUUUUGAUGUUAGUUUUACUGCAAAUUAUUUUAUUAUUGGUGGUCCAUUACAUUUUAUUGUUGCAAUGUUGUUUCUUUAUUUAUACAUUGGAAAUGCUUGUUUAGGUGUCAUCUUUUUAAUCAUUGUUUAUAUACCAUUUCAAGCUGUUAUGGCAAAUAUUUUAAGUCGUGUUCGUUCAAAAUCAAUUUUUCUUACUGAUGAUCGUUUACGUUUGAUGGCUGAAAUUCUACCUGCAAUGCGUGUCAUCAAAAUGUAUUGUUGGGAAAAACCAUUUGCAUUGUUAGUAAAUUUGGCACGUCGUUUAGAAAUUGUUAAAAUUCGUCAAUCAAUGAUGAUCCGAUCGAUUAAUUUGGGCAUAUUUUUUGUCAGUAACAAAUUGUUUGCAUUCAUUUGUUUUGUAUGGUUUUUGGAAACAAGUCAACAACAACUUACAGCCGAAAGAGUUUUUGUUUCAUUAUCAUUAAUCUUUCAGAUUCGUGAAUCGAUGACAUUCUUUUUCCCAAUGGCCCUGUCGUAUGUUGUUGAAUCAUAUAUUUCAUUGUGUCGUAUUGAGAAAUUUCUUCUUGAAGAAGAAAAAACCGUCAUUCCAAAAUCAAUCGAUUCAAAACCAUCAAUAUCAUUGAAAUCGGUUACAGUUGAAUCAGAAACAGAUGGUGCAAUUAUUUUAGAUAAUAUUUCAUUUGAUGUUCAACCCGGACAAUUAACCGUUGUUGUUGGACAAGUUGGUUCAGGAAAAUCAACCAUAUUACUUUCGAUACUUGGUGAAUAUCGAUUGAAAUCUGGUACUAUUGAUACAAGUGGAUCAUUAAUAUAUGCAUCACAAGAAUCAUGGAUAUUUGCCGGUACAAUACGUGAAAAUAUUUUAUUCGGUCGUCCAUAUGAUUCAAAACGUUAUUGGAAAGUAAUUAAAGUUGCUGCAUUAGAAUCGGAUAUUGAUCAGAUGCCUGCACGUGAUCAAACAAUUGUAGAUGAUCGUGGAACAUCAUUAAGUGGUGGUCAACGUGCACGUAUAUCAUUAGCCCGAGCAUUAUAUACUGAUUCGGAUUGUAUACUUUUGGAUGAUCCAUUAUCGGCUGUCGAUACAGCUGUUGCUAAACAUAUAUUCGAAAAAUGUAUAAAAAAAUAUCUUAAAGAUAAAGUUGUAAUAUUGGUUACACAUCAAUUACAAUUCAUCAAACAAGCUGAUCAAAUUAUUGUUCUAAAAAAUGGUGGCUGUUUAGCACAAGGAUCAUAUCAAACAUUACUUAACAAAGGUAUUGAUAUUUAUAAAUAUGCAGCAACAGAAGUGACUGCCGAUCAAUCACAAUUACAAUUACAGCCACAAUUAUCAAUAGAUCAUAUUAAUGAACAUUUACCAUUAAAUCAACGAAAAUCAUCAAAUUCAUCAAUCAUAUCACCACAUUAUGUUGUACGUUUAAAUUCAUUCAAUUCAGAAUUAUUUGUUAGAUCAAGAACAUCAUCUGUAAUGAGUACAGCAUCUAGUCUACAAGAUGAACAAAGCAUAAUGGAAUAUAAAAAUCGUAAUGAUCUACAAACAAAUGAUGAUAAUGAUGAUGGACAAUUUCAAAUUGAAAUGGCUGGUACAGAUUCCAAAAAUAAAAUGAGUUCAUUAAAAAUUUAUUGGAUUUAUGUUCGUACUGGUGCCGGAUUUUUACUACUUUCAACAUUUAUUUUUUCAAAUAUUUUAACACAAAUAUUAUUUACCGGUACUGAUUAUUGGCUUUCGGCUUGGACUGAUUAUCAAGAAAAUCUACAUCUACAUAAUUUAAAUCCUGAACAUCAACUUGAUAAAAGUCCAAUUAUACAUGAAAAUUAUCAAACAAAUAUUAUUAUUUAUGCAUUUUUAGUUGGUUUUUUAUUCAUUUUUUCCAUCAUACGUACAACAUCAUUUUUCAUUACCUGUAUGCGAUCAUCAGUUAAUUUACAUAAAACAAUUUUUGAUUCAUUGGUUAAAGCACCGAUAAUGUUUUUCGAUAAAACACCUGUUGGUAUAAUUAUGAAUCGUGUAUCACGUGAUCUUGGAAUUAUUGAUGAUCUACUGCCACCGGUUGCAUUUGAAGCAAUUGAAAUUCUGGGAAAUUCUUUGGCCGUAUUUAUAUUAUGUGCAACAUUGAAUUAUUAUAUUCUUAUACCAUUCUUUAUAUUGGCCAUUUUAUUAUAUUUCGUUGUACGAUUCUAUGUAACAACGGCUCGUAAUAUUAAACGAUUGGAAGCUACUGCACGUAGUCCAUUAUUUCAACAAAUGGCAGCAACAUUAUCCGGUCUGCCAACUAUUCGUUGUUAUGGUGCACAGAAAAUGUUUACCGAAAGAUUUAUCGAUAAACAAAAUGUUCAUUCAUCAAUAUUGUUUACAUUUUUAAGUUGUUCACGUUUAUUCGGUAUUGCAAUGGAAAUUAUGUGUCUUGUUUAUAUUUAUUGUUUAAUAGUAUUUCUAAUCAUAAAUUUGGAUAUCUAUACUGGAUCAUUAAUCGGUCUGAUUAUUUCACAAUCAUUAUCAUUAACAUCAACAUUUAAUUGGGGUGUAAGACAAAUGACCGAAGUAGAAACCUAUAUGACAUCGGUUGAACGUAUUAUUGAAUUUGAUAAAUUAGAUCAGGAAAAUUUGGAUGAAGGUGAUAUAGAACCAGAUGAAUCAUGGCCAAAUAGUGGUGAUAUUGAUUUUAAAAAUGUUUGUCUUUAUUAUAAUAUUUCCGAUGAACCAGUAUUGAAAAAACUUACAUUCAAAAUAAAUGGUGGUGAAAAAAUUGGUAUUGUUGGUCGAACUGGUGCCGGUAAAUCAUCAAUCAUAACAACAUUGUUUCGUUUAAUACAACCAACUGGUAUUAUUGAAAUUGAUGGUAUUGAUACUGGUAAAAUAAGUUUAGCAACAUUACGAAAACAAUUAUCAAUCAUACCACAAGAACCGGUACUAUUUUCUGGUAAUAUUCGUCGAAAUCUUGAUCCAUUUAAUGAAAAAUCGGAUGAAGAAAUUUGGAAUGCAAUUGAAAAAGUUGAACUUAAAUCAAAAAUUUUAUCACUUGAUUCAUUAGUAAAUGAAUGUGGUAAUGAUUUUUCUGUUGGACAAAAACAACUUAUCUGUAUGGCAAGAGCUAUAUUACGUAAAAAUCGUAUUCUAAUUCUUGAUGAAGCAACAGCUAAUGUUGAUCCAAGAACCGAUUCAUUUAUUCAGGAAACAAUACGAAAAGAAUUUGAACAUUGUACAGUGCUUACAAUUGCACAUCGUUUAAAUACAAUUAUUGAUUAUGAUCGUGUUAUUGUUUUGGAUAAAGGUUGCCUAAUGCAAUUCGAUACACCAUAUGAACUUAUUGAACAAGGUAAUGGUAUUUUUUAUGAAUUAUUUCAUAAUCUUAGUUCAGAUAUUCGUAAUGAACUGAAACGAAUGGCAAAAAUAUCACAUUUUCGUUAUGGAAAAAUCAAUUCAAAUGAUCAUUUAAUUAAU